AUGCUACUCUCCUCUCUCCUCGCAAUCCUCACUCUUUUGCCUGCCGCGCAUACCGACUUAACCUCGGACAGAAAUGCCCUUCUUGCAUUCUCAAACUCCGUGCCCCACGGCCCCAAACUCAACUGGGACCCGAAUUCCCCCAUCUGCACCUCAUGGACUGGGGUCAACUGCAGUGCCAAUGGCCAAGAUGUAAUCGGGCUCCGCCUCCCGGGCGUUGGGCUCACCGGGCCCAUCCCUAACGGCACUCUCGGGAGGCUUCAUUCUCUAAGGGUACUCAGCCUUCGGUCCAAUCGGCUCGGUGGGCCCAUCCCGCCCGACAUCCUCUCCCUCCCCUCCCUCAACUACCUUUUCCUACAGAACAACAACUUCUCUGAAGAGAUCUCUCAAUCCCUCCCCCGCCAGCUCAGCGUCCUCGACCUCUCGUUCAACUCGUUCACCGGAAAUAUCCCGCUGGCCGUUCGGGACCUGAGCCGAUUAACGUCUCUGAGCCUACAGAACAAUUCCUUCUCGGGUCCCAUCCCAGACCUCAGCCGGACCCGCCUCAGGCGUCUGAACCUGAGCUACAAUAAUCUCGUCGGCCCAAUACCAUCUUCUUUGCAGAACUUUCCAGAUUCUUCAUUUCUUGGGAACUCUCUAUGCGGCCCCCCCUUGAAUCCGUGCCGGGUUGCUCUUCCGCCUUCGCCCUCAUUGGGCCCCACACGACCGCCUUCAGGCCCUCGAGAGAGCUCGGCCAUAAGGAGACUCUCGCGCGGGAUCAUAAUAGCCAUUGCAGUUGGAGGAUUUGUGAUCUUGCUUAUUCUUUUAUCUAUGUUUAUAUUCUUGUGCUGCUUUUGGAGGAAAAGGAACGAUAAAAAUCGGGGGUCCCCUAAAGUGAAGACCUCAGGAGUCGGGAGGAGUGAGAAGAAGCCGAGCGAGGAGUUCGGGAGCGGGAUCCAAGAGCCCGAGAGGAACAAGCUCGUGUUUUUCGAGGGUUGCUCGUAUAAUUUCGACUUGGAGGACUUGCUAAGGGCUUCAGCCGAGGUUCUGGGGAAGGGUAGUUUCGGAACGGCGUAUAAGGCAGUUCUGGAGGAGUCGACCACGGUAGUGGUCAAGAGGCUCAAGGAAGUUAUUGUCGGUAAGAGGGACUUCGAGCAGCAAAUGGAGACGGUCGGGAGGGUCGGGCUGCACCCCAACCUAGUGCCUUUGAGGGCUUAUUAUUAUUCCAAGGACGAGAAGCUCCUGGUGUACGAUUACUACCCGAACGGUAGCUUGGCGAGUCUAUUGCACGGAAACAAGUCCACCGCUGGGCGUACCCCACUUGACUGGGACUCGAGACUAAAGAUCUCCCUCGGGGCAGCCCGUGGGCUGGCCCACCUCCACUCGGCCGGCGGCCCAAAACUCACACACGGCAACAUUAAGGCCUCCAACAUCCUCCUCACCACACAAGACAGCCACCCGGACACAACUACAGCUGCCAUAUCCGACUUUGGGCUGGCCCCACUUAUGGCUCACCCUGGCCCGGGCCCAUCUACCCGGCCCAUCGGUUAUCGGGCCCCAGAGGCAAUCGAGACCAGAAAACACACCCACAAGUCUGACGUGUACAGCUUUGGAGUGGUCCUUCUCGAGAUGCUUACUGGCAAGCAGCCGAUCCAGUCCCCGGGCAGGGACGAGAUCGUGGACCUGCCCAGGUGGGUCCAGUCGGUGGUGCGAGAAGAGUGGACAGCCGAGGUGUUUGAUGUGGAGCUCAUGAGGUUUCAGAACAUAGAGGAAGAAAUGGUGCAGAUGCUGCAGAUAGCAAUGGCUUGCGUGGGGAAGGUUCCGGAUUUGAGGCCCGGGAUGGACGAGGUGGUGCGGAUGAUUGAGGAGGUCCGGUUUUCGGACACGGAAAACCGGCCGUCGUCUGAGGAGAACAAGUCAAAGGAUUCAAAUGUGCAGACCCCUUGA
Molecule: messenger RNA, 1923 nt
Organism: Striga hermonthica
Lineage: Eukaryota; Viridiplantae; Streptophyta; Magnoliopsida; Lamiales; Orobanchaceae
Source: the annotation of a GenBank genome assembly